AUGUCCAAGCACCAUCUGAAGACCCAGAGUGCCGUUGCAUUCGACAACUCCGCCACCACCGUGGCUGCUUCGCAGAUGCGAAACGCCCUCAACAAGCUCUCCGACUCCGUCGAGGACCCCGCCCAGAAGCGACGAUUCGAGAACGAGAUGGACAACUUCUUCUCUCUCUUCCGACGAUACCUGGUCGACAAGGCCAAGGGCAACGCUCUCGACUGGGACCGAAUCCAGCCCCCGAAGGCUGAGCAGGUCAUUGACUACAAGGACAUUGACCAGGAUGUUGGCGCCGAGUUCCUCAACAAGCUUGCUGUUCUCAAGCUUAACGGUGGUCUCGGUACCUCCAUGGGCUGCGUCGGCCCCAAGUCCGUCAUUGAGGUUCGAGAUGGCAAGUCCUUCCUCGACCUGUCUGUGCGACAGAUCGAGCACCUCAACCGACAGUACAACGUCGACGUGCCCUUCAUUCUCAUGAACUCUUUCAACACCGACGAGGACACCCAGACCAUCAUCAAGAAGUACCAGGGCCACAAGAUCAACAUCAAGACCUUUAACCAGUCGCGGUUCCCCCGAGUCUUUAAGGACUCCAACCUGCCCGUGCCCAAGAGCUUCGAUGACCGAAUCGAUGCCUGGUAUCCCCCCGGACACGGAGAUCUGUUUGAGUCUCUGCACAACUCCGGCGUUCUGGACGAGCUCAUUGCCGAGGGCAAGGAGAUCAUCUUCGUCUCCAACGUUGAUAACCUUGGUGCUGUUGUGGAUCUCAGCAUUCUCAAGCACAUGUCCACCACCGGCUCUGAGUACAUCAUGGAGCUGACCGACAAGACCCGAGCUGAUGUCAAGGGAGGAACCCUGAUCGACUACGAUGGCCAGGUCCGACUUCUCGAGAUUGCCCAGGUCCCCAAGGAGCACACCGAGGAGUUCAAGUCCAUCAAGAAGUUCAAGUACUUCAACACUAACAACCUGUGGAUCAACCUCAAGGCCAUUAAGCGAGUCGUCGAGAACAACGAGCUCGACAGCGAAAUCAUCCCCAACGAGAAGAGCAUCACCAUUGGCAAGAACGACAUCCCCGUUCUGCAGCUCGAGACCGCCGUCGGUGCUGCCAUCCGACACUUCAAGGGCUGCAUGGGUGUCAACGUUCCCCGACGACGAUUCCUGCCCGUCAAGACCUGUUCUGAUCUUCUGCUGGUCAAGUCCGAUCUCUACACCCUCCACGCCGGCCGACUUGAGAUGGACCCCAGCCGAUUUGGCGGUUCUCCUCUCAUCAAGCUCGGUGGCCACUACAAGAAGGUCAGCGACUUCCAGAAGCGAAUCCCCCACAUGCCCAAGAUUUUGGAGCUUGACCAUCUGACCAUCACUGGUAACGUUAUGCUCGGCAAGGGCGUCACUCUCAAGGGCACCGUUAUCUGUGUCUGUGAGGAGGGCAAGAAGAUUGACAUCCCCAACGGCUCUGUGCUGGAGAACGUUGUCAUUACAGGAUCUCUCAGUAUUCUGGAGCAUUAA
Yarrowia lipolytica CLIB122 is the source of this 1491-nucleotide messenger RNA. RefSeq lists its product as uncharacterized. Lineage: Eukaryota; Fungi; Ascomycota; Dipodascomycetes; Dipodascales. Gene Ontology annotation, molecular function: UTP:glucose-1-phosphate uridylyltransferase activity. The record is from RefSeq and is a predicted model, not a curated record. Gene Ontology annotation, cellular component: cytoplasm. Gene Ontology annotation, biological process: glycogen metabolic process; UDP-alpha-D-glucose metabolic process.